AUGUCCCUGAAGCCCCGGAUUGAUGGCACUGUCACGCAGAUGAACCUGGCGCAGAACAUGGUCCAUUUGCUGCAGCUGCUGAUCCCGGGCCCCAUCACGGAUGAACCGGUGCGAAUCUACAUGCGCUCAGUGCAGCAGGCUCCAGACAUUGCCAUCACCUUCGUGGGCUAUCUGAAUGCAGUGCGGAACGUGAUGGCUGCCGUAGAGGUGGAGGCUGAAGAGGUCAAGACGGAUCGGGCCCGGACCACGGGCUGA
This is a messenger RNA of Cladocopium goreaui, 255 nucleotides long. NCBI's taxonomy places the organism in Eukaryota, Dinophyceae, Suessiales, Symbiodiniaceae. The record is from the annotation of a GenBank genome assembly.